GGGCCGGGGGCCGCGGGCGGGGGCGGGGCCGGGGCGGCCCGCACAGGCCGGGCUCUCUCAUGGCGGUGAGCCGGGCGCUCGGGCUCCGUCUGGCCUACGCGGCGGCAGGCGCCCUCAUGGGCCUCUCGGCCUUCCUCACCUGGAGCCUGGCGCCGGCCUUCCGCCAGCCCGCCACGGCUGCCGCGGGGGGGGUCUCCGGUGUUCUGGCGCUCUGGGCCCUAAUCACGCAUGUGAUGUAUGUGCAGGAUUACUGGAGGACCUGGUUAAAAGGGCUGAGGUUCUUCCUCUUCAUCGGGAUCCUCUUCUCUGCUCUCUCCGUGGUGGGAUUUUGCACAUUCCUUGUUCUGGCCAUCACCAAGCACCAGUCCCUGACUGAUCCCAGCAGCUACUACCUGUCGUGUGUCUGGAGUGUCAUCUCCCUGAAAUGGGCCUUCCUGCUCAGCUUAUACUCACACCGGUACAGGAAUGAGUUUGCAGACAUCAGCAUCCUCAGUGACUUCUGAAGCUUGGACUUAAUCCUGUCGGAAGCUCCUAAUGUUUGACUGGGCUUUUGGAUGCCCUGCACUGGAAGGAGGCUGCGAAGAGGCAGAGAGCAGGAGCCAGCCCAGCUCCGCAUGACUUAUUUGUCUGCAGUAGGGUUUUUCUUAAUUGCUUUUAUUCAACCACUUAAUUUGGCUAAUUAUGUCAAUCUAGUGUUUUUGUUACUCUCUGGGGAGUCCAUGUGUCUGGCAAUGAGUCAAGUUCCAUGCACUCACAUGCAGCAGGCCUCAAUUUGCUAUCUGCAUUGCUCUGUGUUAUUGUAGACCAGUGACCUUCAAACAAGAAAGUUGUAGAUUAGCCUGUGGAUGCAGCACUUGAUUAAGAACUGGGCAUCCUUCUCUUAGCCAAUGACUCAAUCAGCUUGCUGUGGGGGUGCCCGGGGUUGCUUAGCAGAGGACCAUGCCCUGUGAAGGGAGGUCUUUAUUCUCACAGGGCAGUUUGAGCAGGGGGGGUGGGGUGGGUCCAUAUUGUUUCCCAGCACUGGGGAGGACAAACCCAUUGAUACCUCCACACCAGCCCCCAGUUCUUCAGCAUUUCCUUGUGCUUCGUCCUGAAAACAGUUGGGCUAAGAAUAAGGCAUGGUGCUGGUCCACCCUGCUGUUUAGAGCACAUGCAUCCCCUUGUGCAGAAAAGAAACAAGAAGUCAGCAAUGCAGUAACCUCAAACGGAGGUCACUGAUUGGGGUGAGUUGGGGGGGAAAUCCAGUGCUGGAGAGAAUCAACGCUAGCUCAGCAUUGUACCAUGUUACUUUGUGCUGCCUGUUAACGCAGGAUUACUCUCAAAGGAAACCAUUUUAUUAUAGCACUUAAGAGUGAGAGAUGUAGCAAGUGGCAUCUGACGUUUGGGUAAUGGGUGCACUGGGCAAGGGGCUGGGCUGUUUGAGUCUCAGAAGGGUUGUGAAUGUGUGAUUCAUUGUUUUAAAGCAGUCUGUACCUUAAUGGUCGUGAAGCAUUUGAAGGGCAUUGUGUGUGCUUCUGUUCCUGUAAUGAUUCUUGUUCUGUUUCACUGUAAACUUAAAGCUGACCUACCGCUAUGGAUCAUUAUUGCUGAUUGGCUCCAAUUAGCAUAGGGGGAGAAAAGCAAGAGCUCAGCACAUGUGUGCGUCCUACAAAGGCCAGACCAGCCGUAGAUGGCUAGCUGCCGCUCGGUGGAGGUGGCUUCUUCCUGCUGGAACCUGUUGUAGGGUACAUAAGUCACUUGCAGUUUGCCUGGGUUGCUAAAGUUCUAUAAAUGUAUGCUCUUGAGCGUAAGAUGGGCCCCCACUCACCUACGGCCAGAUGAAAUUGCUGAUGGCAAAUGGGUUACAGGACCACAGCAGAGGAGCUCAGGUGACGAAGCUACCCGGCUCUUC
Dermochelys coriacea (leatherback sea turtle) is the source of this 1891-nucleotide messenger RNA. It is a transcript of the gene SLC48A1, whose product is annotated as solute carrier family 48 member 1. The record is from RefSeq and is a predicted model, not a curated record. Gene Ontology annotation, molecular function: heme transmembrane transporter activity; heme binding. The coding region runs from base 60 to 503 and encodes 147 amino acids. Lineage: Eukaryota; Metazoa; Chordata; Testudines; Dermochelyidae. The transcript has 3 exons. Gene Ontology annotation, biological process: heme transport. Gene Ontology annotation, cellular component: plasma membrane; lysosomal membrane.